AUGGCUCGCUUGUGGGUUCAGGUUACCAAGAAGAAGCAGUUCUUUUGUGUCUUAUACAGUGCAUUUUGCUGCGUUUUCUUCUACGUCGUAGUGGCGGUGGUGAGGCACCUGUUAAAGGACACGCGCCCGUUGUCCAAGGGAUAUCUGCUACAGACCCCCGGCUGCUCGCUUCCGCUCUACGACUCCUAUCAUUGGACCCUUGGCCCCUCGUUAGCCCAAGAUGUUCCUUACGAAAGGAUGUGCUCGAGCCAAAAGCCCACUGUCCUUGUCCAGCAGUACGACCGCCUCACUUUGAAUGCCAGUGCUCUUCGCCGCAACUACAAUGUAUCUGAGCGGAGCAUCACGUGUUACUACCGCGAGGUAUUUCGAAAUGAAAGUGCUCGGCAGCCCGACAACACGCCGAUGCUCGGACCAGCCGUGCCACUGAAACUUGGGGCUAGACUCAGCGCGGAGUACGUGCGAGUCACGUGCGAGGCGUACAAUAAAACUCUCUUCAAGGAAUGCUUUCUUCUGCCUCGAUCGAAACCGCUCGCAACAAAUGAAGCGGGGCCAAACGAAAGGUCACCAGGGGAUGACAGGACUAUGAGCGUUCUAAUCCUCGGCCUUGACUCGACGUCCAGGAUGAACUUCCAUCGCUGGAUGGUCAAGACGGGCAGAUAUCUCAAAGAAGAACUGAACGCGUUUGAAUUUCUCGCUCUCAACAAGGUCGAGGACAAUACUUAUCCCAAUUUGAUUCCCCUUCUCACAGGAAUGGCCGGCUCCGAAGCGGAAAGUAUAUACAGACGAUAUGGAAAAUUCGAUGUGCUCCCGCUUGUUUGGAAGACUUACAAGCGCAAAGGUUACACGACACUGUUCAUAGACGAAUGGCAGAUCGCAGGCCUUUUCGUCUUGCAAACCACAGACGAUUCCAGGCCAACUUAUGCUGGGUUUAUGAGCGUGCCUACCGAUUACUGCCCAAGUUCUAUCCUACGGCUGAUGGACGACCAAGACGGGAACAAAACAAAGUGCAUGGGUUCUCGCUUAAAGACGAGAAUACUGGUCGAGUACUUAGCUGACGUCUUGAAACUCAAUCGCGAGAGGCCAAUGUUCUCGUUUGUCUGGUUCUCGCACGUCACUCACGAUAUCAUAAAUGGACUUCAGCUCAUGGACGAUUCACUGGAGGCCUUUCUCAGGGAGCUGUCGGCAUACGGCAUCUUGGAAAACACUGCUCUACUGUUCAUGAGCGACCACGGCUUGCGCAUGGGCGACUUCAGGGGUACCGAGAUCGGUCGCUACGAGGACAAGAACCCCUUCUGUUUCUUAGCGCUACCGAACCGCUUUCUGGCGGAUAACCCGGUGCCUGCCGCCCAGUUAGAGGUGAAUCAGCGCCGCUUGAUCACCAAUUACGACCUGCACGCCACGCUGAUCGCCCUGUCCAAAUUGCCCGAACUUGACACGAACUCCACCGAAAAGGGUUUGAGUCUCUUCGGCCCGAUACCCUCGGAGAGGACGUGCGCUGACGCUUACAUACCACGUCAGUUCUGCGCCUGCCUUGACGAGAGCCGGAAGCUGGACGAUCUCGAGGUGUCGUUGUCCUUCGCACAUCACGCCGUGGCUCACAUCAACGCCUUGGCGGAGCUGCACUUCCAGAAACGCUGCGUCGUCUGGCGGCUCGGCAGCGUCGAUGACGCCUCCAUUCUCGGGAGCUUCGCGGCCGGUGCGGUGCAGCUCCGGAUGCAGAUAACCAUGGUGCCGGCGGCGGUCUUCGAAGUGUACGGCACUGUCGGUAACCUGUCUUCGUCGGAUAAGCGUGUGGACCUAGUACUGAGGCUGGACAAGUACGGCAGCAAGACCACGUGCCUGCCCAGAAGCAAGUGGGAGAGAAUUUGCACGUGCAAGUCUCUAAACCGGUCGUCGACGCCGCGGGAAACUUUACCAUUUCGGCUUUGGCUUCUCGCGUUGACUCUGGCGGCAGUAGUUCUUGCUGAGUGUACUUUAUCGCGAAUGUAAUAUCUUUUUUAA
Messenger RNA from Dermacentor andersoni, 2001 nucleotides. RefSeq lists its product as uncharacterized. The record is from RefSeq and is a predicted model, not a curated record. NCBI's taxonomy places the organism in Eukaryota, Metazoa, Arthropoda, Arachnida, Ixodida, Ixodidae.